UGUGUCAAUAGUAACCGUCCCUGUGGGGUUGUAGCGGCCAUUAUCAUCCAGUGUGUACAAGCGUACGCUUUUAUACCGCUGAGAAAGAAAGAGGCGUGAGAAGAGGAUAUACGUUUUCGAGGUUUUUAUCGUUGAGUUUGCGCUGUGGUGUGUUUAACUGCUCUGAAGAGUCGGCUAUAUUUUAGCUCUUCAGCGUUCGUCUCGUCUCGUGCACUCCAGCCCCUGGGAGGAGGAGGAGGAGGAGAAGCAGGUUUCAUCAGCCACCUUUAACCGUCUGUCUGUCUGCUUAAACUAAGAGGCGUUGUUUAAAUUUAGAGUCUUGUUCCCAUUUAGAUGGCAAGCUUUCCAGAUUUUGUCAACGAAAGUGAAAUUGCUAAAGCCAAGUUCAUCGGAGAGCUUUUAGCUCCUGUUGCUCCUUUUGACCAGAAGUCUGGACGGGAGACGUGGACUGUGGCUUUUGCUCCUGAUGGUUCUUAUUUUGCUUGGUCUCAAGGACACCGCAUUGUACGGCUCAUACCAUGGUCAAAAUGCAUGAGCAGCUUCUCUGUGAGGAAGGAGGAGUGGAUAAAUGGCGCAGGACCCAGACGUUUGUCUCGGCAGAGUAGCGACAGUGCCCUAGUGCCUGGUGAGCCUCGAGAGCACACCAUCGACUGUGGUGACAUCGUGUGGGGGCUGGCGUUUGGUUCCUCCGUUCCUGAAAAACAGAGCCGCUGUGUGAACAUUGAGUGGCACCGAUUUAAAUUCGGACAAGACCAGUUGCUGCUGGCUACUGGUCUCAACAAUGGCCGCAUCAAGAUCUGGGAAGUGUAUACAGGAAAACUUUUGUUGAAUCUGAUGGAUCACACAGACAUUGUGCGGGACCUAACCUUUGCUCCAGAUGGCAGUCUUGUGCUGGUGUCUGCUUCCAGAGACAAGACAUUGCGUGUCUGGGACCUCAAGGAUGAUGGUAACAUGAUGAAAGUGCUUCGUGGGCAUCAAAACUGGGUGUACUGCAGUGCCUUCUCCCCAGACUCCUCAGUGCUGUGCUCUGUGGGUGUCGGCAAAGCGGUGUUCCUGUGGGAUAUGGAUAAGUACACUCUUAUUCGUAAGCUGGAGGGCCACCAUAAUGAUGUGGUGUCCUGCGAGUUCUCUCCCGAUGGAGCCUUACUGGCCACAGCCUCCUAUGACACCCGUGUCAUAGUGUGGGAUCCUCACACAGCCACUGUAUUGCUUGAGUUGGGGCACCUCUUCCCUCCUCCUUCUCCCAUAUUCGCAGGGGGAGCGAAUGACCGCUGGGUUCGCUCUGUGGCCUUUUGUCAUGAUGGCCGCCAUAUUGCCAGUAUCACUGAUGACAGGUUGGUGCGGUUUUGGAGCAUCGAUGAGAAAUCUCCCCAGGCCAUCACCUCACUCACUAAUGGCCUCUGCUGUGCCUUCUCCACAGAUGGAAGUGUUUUAGCUGCUGGUUCACGUGACGGCAGUGUUCAUUUCUGGGCAUGUCCACACAGCAUUCCCAGUCUGCAGCACUUGUGUCGCAUGGCACUGCGACGAGUACUGUCCACGCAGCAAGUCUACACGCUGUCCAUCCCUCAGUGCAUUCAAGAAUACCUGGCCUACAGGAGCUUCUAGCCUGGGAAGCACAGCACAGCACAUGGUCAAGUCAAUAAGACAGCCUUUAUAAGAAAAUGGAGGGGGUUGCAAAAAAAACAACAACACAUACACAGAUGUAGUGAGCAUCUUCUGUUAAUGGGCCUGAGGCUGUACUUAAUGACUUCAGUGUUUCAAAGUAAUUUUUGUAAGUGGUAUAAAGCUCCUUGCACAUUGUCAGUACUUUCUUUUGGUGAGGGGGUUUUUAAAUCUAUAAGCCUUCUCAUUUGCUCUCUCACCCAUAUCAGCUAGUGGCCUUUAGACAGCCUUAUCAACAUCACUUUCCUCCCUUUUUUUUUUUUUUUCUUUCUCCUGGCACAACUUGUUCAAAAAGCUAUGGUGCAACUUUCAAGAAUGAGCCAGCUGUAAUGUCCUCUUUCUGUUAGAUAUGAAUGAAUGUUGGCUGACUUGAACUGGUGUUUUCUCAAAAGUAUCAGCAUUAAGUUGGGGAAGGAGAUAGAGAAGUGUGUUAGAAUGAAACAACGACAUACUUUUUCUACAUGUACAGUGGUGUGUUUGUGCGAGAUGUAUAUUCAAGACGAGUUUAACAGAUCAGGGAUCUAGGCAGUGCCUCGAUAGCAUCAGAAAUUCCUAGGGCUGUAUGUCCAUACCCAGAUGCUGCCUCAGUACCAUAGCAUCCGAAAUUCCUAGGGCUGUAUGUCCAUACCCAGAUGCUGCCUCAGUAACAUCAGCCUUUUUAUCAACCUCCAUGUCCCUGACAAUGUAGUGGAAUUAAUUUCCUUUUUUUUUUUUUUAAUUUUUAUUUUUAAUAUGUACAGACAUUUUGUAAAGAAACAUUUUUGUGUGCAUGUGUAAAUGUAUGUGUAUAUAAAGGGGUUUUUUUCCCCCCCUCCUCUGCUGAAUCGAAGAAUGUAAGAUGCUUCUGUUGCAUUAUGUGCAUGUAUAAUAUUAUACAUUUCAUGCUCCUACUGUGAAACGCCAGAGACAGGCUUGAUUCUGAGCUGGUUGUAAAACAGAAGAAGUUUUUUGGAUCUUCAUCAACAAAAACAAUAAUAUUCCCUCUCCUCCAGAUAGAUGCUUAUUUAAAGGUUGGUAGGCAAUCUCUCUCUCUCGAAUAUAAAAAUGUGGUGCUUGUUUGCUAUCAAACAGCACACUUAAAAUGUCAUCCUAUGUUUAAGCCUCUGCUAUCAGAGAUCUACCUCCUAGAUUAGCUUGAAUCUGGUGAAGGCUCAGUAUUUACAUGCAGUUUAACAGCUCUUGGUGUAACUUUAUUGGUAGUAAUGUUUAAUUCUGUCUGUUCUAGCUGAUUUGAGGAGAAGCAAUGAGGGGCUAUGUGCUCAGCAUAUGGUUGUGUUUUCUAUCAAUGUGCCGGCAAAGAAUCUUAGCAAUAAACUAUUCAUUGUAACCGUUUGAGCCAAUGCCAAAGAUCUUUUAUUGUAUUUUUGGCACUCAGUAUUUUUUUUCCUCUCUCAUCUAUUUAUGGCAAAAACUUGAAAAAUCCUGUAAACAGUUGCCUUUUUUUUUUAAAUUUAUUUUAUUUGUGCUUAAGCCUUCUGUUGAGUGAGUUUCUUGUCAAAUGCAUAUGGGAGAACUGCUUCAGAACACUGACAUCUGCAGUGUCAACUGUGACUGCAUGAGCUAGCACACUUUUUUUUUUUUUUUAAUAAUAUAACGUUUUCUGUUCUGCAUUGCAAGCGUUUCCAACAUAUUGUAUACAACAAAAGCAACUGGAGUAGUCUAUAGAAUAAGUUUUUGGUUUUGUAUAUUUGUGUGUGGUUUUUGUAGUUGAAAUAAAGGCUUGUUUCACAUAAAACCGUAAA
This is a messenger RNA of Neoarius graeffei (lesser salmon catfish), 3404 nucleotides long. It is a transcript of the gene wsb1, whose product is annotated as WD repeat and SOCS box containing 1. Bases 334 to 1605 code for a protein of 423 amino acids. Gene Ontology annotation, molecular function: protein binding. Gene Ontology annotation, biological process: intracellular signal transduction. The record is from RefSeq and is a predicted model, not a curated record. Lineage: Eukaryota; Metazoa; Chordata; Actinopteri; Siluriformes; Ariidae. The transcript is spliced from 9 exons.